GGUAGAGGCUGAGCUUGCAGUGGGAUCUAGCGGCGGCAGGUUCGACCCCUGGGGAGAGGGGUGGGACAGGACCCGACUUCACCCCGCAGGGCCCAGGCCGCCUCCUCCCAAGGCCCCAGUGACCUCCGCGCGGAGGGAUCGAGAUGUGGAUGCCAAGGGCUCGGCGAGCGCGCGGGGCGGGAUCCUGGGGUGCAGCGGCUAGGCUGGGGUCAUGGCGAGGUAGUGACUGAAUCUCUGUUUUGCUGCUGCAGGAGAAAUGGCUGCAGAGGAAUCCCAGCUCCUGUUGGGCUCCAGGGAGCUAAAAGAGCAAUGGCUGGUGCCUGCUGAGAGACGCCCUGUGCCUGACACCUACUUAGGGUAAAUUUUUCCAUAACCUUAUGGAGAAAAAGGACUUUGAAGCAUGGCUUGAUAACAUUUCUGUUACAUUUUUUUCUCUGACGGACUUGCAGAAAAAUGAAACUCUGGAUCACCUGAUUAGUUUGAGUGGAGCAGUCCAGCUCAGGCACCUCUCCAAUAACCUAGAGAUUCUCCUUAAGCGGGACUUCCUCAAACUUCUUCCUCUGGAACUCAGUUUUUAUUUGUUAAAAUGGCUUGAUCCUCAGACCUUACUCACAUGUUGCCUCGUGUCAAAGCAGUGGAAUAAGGUUAUAAGUGCCUGCACAGAGGUGUGGCAAACUGCUUGUAAGAACUUGGGUUGGCAGAUAGAUGAUUCUGUUCAGGACCCUCUGCACUGGAAGAAGGUUUACUUGAAGGCUAUUUUAAGAAUGAAGCAACUGAAGGACCAUGAAGCCUUUGAGACAUCCUCAUUAAUUGGACACAGUGCCAGAGUAUAUGCACUUUACUAUAAAGAUGGACUUCUUUGUACAGGUUCAGAUGACCUAUCUGCAAAGCUGUGGGAUGUAAGCACAGGGCAGUGCAUAUAUGGUAUCCAGACACACACUUGUGCUACAGUGAAGUUUGAUGAGCAAAAGCUUGUAACAGGAUCCUUUGAUAACACGGUAGCCUGUUGGGAAUGGAGUUCAGGGGCCAAGAUCCAGCAUUUCAGAGGGCAUACCGGUGCAGGAAUGAGUGUGAUUGUACUGAAGCCAAGCUACUUUGAAAGGCAUAAUUACAAUGAAAAAAAGUGCUGCUUGUCUGUAAAGUGUACAGUCAAAAUGAAGGUGGUUUUGCAGAAGUGUAAAGUCAAAUCUCUCAUGCAUAGUCCUGGGGAUUAUAUUCUUUUAAGUGCAGAUAAGUAUGAAAUCAAGAUUUGGCCUAUUGGAAGAGAAAUAAACUGCAAAUGCUUAAAAACCCUGUCUGUAUCUGAAGAUCGCAGCAUCUCACUGCAGCCCAGACUGCACUUUGAUGGUAAAUACAUAGUGUGCAGUUCAGCUCUAGGAUUGUACCAGUGGGACUUUGCCAGCUAUGAUAUUCUCAGGGUCAUCAAACCUCCUGAUUUUGCAAACUUGUCCUUGCUGGGCUUUGGAGAUAUAUUUGCCCUAUUAUUUGAUAACAAAUACCUGUAUAUAAUGGACUUGAGGACAGAAAAACUGAUUAGCCGCUGGCCACUGCCAGAAUAUAGAAAGUCAAAGAGAGGUUCAAGCUUUUUGGCUGGUGAAAUGUCUUGGCUAAAUGGACUAGAUGGCCAAAAUGACAUGGGCCUGGUUUUUGCCACCAGUAUGCCAGACCACAGUAUUCAUUUGGUAUUGUGGAAAGAACAUGGCUGAAGAUGUGGUAGGAUAUUCAUGAGUCUGGGACUUAAAGCAGUGUGUCCAUGAAAGAAGACUUUGCAUGAACCAAAGUUGCACACCUAAUGGUAUCAUCAUGCAAUGCACAAUCACUUAUUUUUUGUUUUCUAGGGCAUUUGGGAGAGAUGGGCUUGUUUUGACAUAAUACAACACAGCAUGCUAACAUUAUUUGCCAAUUAAUUUAAUCUGUACUCAUAUUUAAGCAUACAUAUUUGGGUUUUCUUGACAAAGUAUAGAUUAUAAAAGUUUAAAUCACUCAGAUCUAUCAUUUAAGUCUAAAAUGAAGUGGUGUUUGAUCUGAAAGACUUCUGUCCAAUAUCUUUUGCUGAAACAGAAGGUGAAGCUACUAUCUUAUACAUGUAACAUCAAGUGCUAAUCACAGUGCUAAAACUGCACCAGUACACAGAAUACUCAGUGUAGAACUGCAUGAUUUCCUCAACUGUCAGCCUCUUCAGGAACUUGGUUUCUCCUUUAUUGUUACUAAGAGUUUAAAGUCUUAGCAACCUGCAGUCAAGGAAGCAGUAAAGUCCUUUUGCCACUAUCAGAAUAUUUCUUGAUGACAGCGAUUGCUUGUUUCGUUUUAAGUAGGGGCCUGUGUUCAUGUGAUAUUCCCUUCCAUUGGCCAGACUGGGGCAAAUUCUUAGAGAUAAGCAGCAUAAAUAACUGCAGGAUUUGAACGUGGAGAAUUUGUGGGCUAGUGUUUUUUACAGUUCACUGCUUGAGUGAAGUUGGCACAGAAACAAAGUGUCUUUUCCUGCACCGAGUAUAUAAUAAAACCAACCUGCUGGUUUAAUGUGCCAUUGCACAGUUAUUGAAUAAAUAUUUUGGAUCAUGUGUUGGUCUUUCCUCAGGGACUGAAACAUGGAAUAUUUAUUUGCACAAAAUUCUCCAACAGUUCACCCAGUAUGGCUUUAUUAACAUUGCAUAACUGUUUUUUAGAAUUUGAUUGUCAGAGCACAGUUUAAUCCAUACAUUUAGGGAAAACAUUAAGGGAAGGGAACUUGUUUAAGCCCUAGGCAGUAGGCUUUAGGCUCAUACAUGGUGUGUCAAAUGACAUCGAAGGGCUGUCCACCAUCCAACAUAAUAAUAGUGUGCUAAUGAGUACAGAAGUACCUGUUAAAUCUGGAUUGGAGAAUGAAGAUAAGGAUGAAAAUUGUGACAUUAUGAAUACACUCUGUUUUCAUAAGAGUUCAGGAGUUCUAAACAUGAAAGAAUAGAACUAAAAUAAUCCAUUGUACUCUUCUCUGACCAGUUUUACUAGGCCUCACUAAUGUAGGGGGAGAAGAUUUUUAGUAAAUAUUUUUUAAUAGUAGGUAUUCAAAUAUUAUGCUGAAUCUUUUAUAUUUAAAAGCUGUAUCCAUCAUUACCUGACUCCUAUGCUUUAGAACUGCAUUUCUACAUUUUGGAAAUAAAAUUUCCCCUCCAUGUC
Molecule: messenger RNA, 3156 nt
Organism: Dermochelys coriacea (leatherback sea turtle)
Lineage: Eukaryota; Metazoa; Chordata; Testudines; Dermochelyidae
Gene: FBXW2
Product: F-box and WD repeat domain containing 2
Exons: 7
Coding region: 378-1706 (442 amino acids)
Molecular function (GO): protein binding
Source: RefSeq, a predicted model, not a curated record